Messenger RNA from Tinamus guttatus (white-throated tinamou), 562 nucleotides. The record is from RefSeq and is a predicted model, not a curated record. Lineage: Eukaryota; Metazoa; Chordata; Aves; Tinamiformes; Tinamidae.
AUCAUCUAAGCUAUUAAAGAGCGCUGGCACCAGGGAAGAAAAUAUAGACGACAUUUUUGAUGAAAUCUGUAAUGACAGUAGUUUCCCCAAAACACCUCAGAAAUCCAAGUCUAACUCUGCAGGUGCUGCACCUCACAGCAGUAAUCUUGUUACACAGGUCUAUGGGAAACGGUGCUGUCCAGUGUAUCUGGGUGGAAGCUCUUCACCAUGUGGUAUAGGAACAAAUAUUUCAAAGAGAACAUGUGAUCAGCUGCGCUGUACUGCUUGUGACUUCCGUGUGUCGCUUUACAAUGACUACAAGUGGGAUCAGUCCUGUGAUUACCUUUUUUUCAGGAAUAACAUGCCUGACCUCAAUAAGCUAAGGGCGAAGAUGAUAAGGAAGAAAGGCUCCCGGGCCUACGCUUGUCAGUGCAGCUGGAGAGCUGUGGACGAGUUAACCGACCUGCAGACAGAGCAGCAGCUUCGCUGGGUUUGUGGUAAACAUGCAGAAUGAAGUCCUCUUGUGUGAUAGAGCUGCUUUUAUGCAAAAGCAGGUCACAAGCUCAAUUUGUUUCCCACAGAG